This is a messenger RNA of Lycium barbarum (goji berry), 1305 nucleotides long. RefSeq lists its product as uncharacterized. The transcript is spliced from 3 exons. Gene Ontology annotation, molecular function: protein dimerization activity. Bases 1 to 1305 code for a protein of 434 amino acids. The record is from RefSeq and is a predicted model, not a curated record. NCBI's taxonomy places the organism in Eukaryota, Viridiplantae, Streptophyta, Magnoliopsida, Solanales, Solanaceae.
AUGAUCAUUAAUGUGUUGGUGAAUUCUCCAAAAGGAAGCUUAUUUCUUGAAUCUAUUGAUGCGAGUGACUCGUCUACUGAUUCCAUCAAGAUGUUCUCCUUGUUUCAGAGCACCAUUGAGAAGAUUGGACCAGAGAAUGUUGUUCAAGUUGUUACAGAUAAUGCAACUGAAAAUGUUAAAGCAGGUGCUAUGUUGAAGGGAGUGUUCCCGAACAUCUAUUGGACUCCAUGUGCAGCUCAUUGUAUAAAUUUGAUGUUCGGGGAUAUUUUCAAGGAAAGACCCUUUAGAGAAGUUUUCACUAAAGCUGUUAGAGCGCAUUCCUACAUUGUUCAAAGGCUUUUGUUGUUGAACAUGAUGAGGAGAUUCACAAAGCAAAAAACCUUGGUGAAACCUGGCAAAACUCGAUUUGCUACUGCUUUCUUAACCUUACACCGUAUGCAUAUACAAAAGGCCAAUUUGAGAAGCUUGUUCAUUUCGGAUGAAUGGAACAAUAGUAAAUUUGCAAAAGAAGUCAUGGGGAAAGAAGUUGCACGCAUAAUGAUGUCUUAUACUUUUUGGAAUAAUGUUGUUCAUGCUCUUAAAAUUGGUAGGCCGUUGAUUAAAGUACUUCGUUUGGUGGAUGGAGAACAAAAACCACCCAUGGGCUACCUUUUUGAAGCUAUGGAUAGGGUUAAGGAGUCUAUACGAAAAUCAUUUAGUGACCCACAUAAGUAUGCAAAGGUCUUUGACAUCAUUGAUAAAAGGCGGGCGGAUCAACUUCAUCAACCUUUGCAUGCCGCUGGGAAUUUGUCGAACCCAUCAAGCUUUUAUGAAAAUAAUGAGAUGCGAUUACUAAAUGCAAAAGUGACGAAGGGAUUCUAUGAGAGUGUUGCUAAGUUGGUUCCCAAUAUAGAUGAGCAAGAUCAAAUAGAGGACCAACUAAGUGCUUAUACUAAUUCUGAAGGGACCUUUGGGUUUCCAAUGGCUAUAAGACAAAGAAAGAAGAAGUCUCCAGUUGAAUGGUGGAGGCUUUAUGGUGGAGACACUCCGGAAUUACAAAAGUUUGCCAUCAAAGUUCUAGGUCUAACUUAUAGCUCUUCCGGAUGUGAGAGAAACUGGAGCGUGUUUGAACAUAUUCAUAGCAAGCAGAGGAAUAGACGAACCCUAAAGCGCCUCAAUGACCUAGUGUUCAUAAAAUAUAAUAGAACAUUGAUACGUCGUUACAAUGCUUGCAAUGUAAUUGAUCCAAUUGGUUUGGACAAUAUUGAUGAUGCCAAUGAAUGGCUCACCGGGGUUGAGAAUGCUGAAGAUGAAGCAAUUUUUUAG